Molecule: messenger RNA, 960 nt
Organism: Sinocyclocheilus anshuiensis
Lineage: Eukaryota; Metazoa; Chordata; Actinopteri; Cypriniformes; Cyprinidae
Product: peroxisomal coenzyme A diphosphatase NUDT7-like
Exons: 3
Coding region: 145-810 (221 amino acids)
Biological process (GO): coenzyme A catabolic process; nucleoside diphosphate metabolic process
Molecular function (GO): manganese ion binding; coenzyme A diphosphatase activity; magnesium ion binding
Source: RefSeq, a predicted model, not a curated record
GUUCUAUUUCUGUGCUCAGCUGUAUGUUUAUCCAGAAGUGUUUUCACACAAAGAACCGGAGCAUUAUGGGAAGCGCUGAGGUAAGCGGAAGCGUCCUCACAGAGCACUGGGAAAGUGUCCUGACAGGAGCUCAUAUCCGCCGCGAUGGAUCUGAAGGAGAAAACCGUCGCGGCACUGAAGAAGCACGACAGCGGCGAGGAGCUCCUCCGUUUACCGGCGCUUCCCGGAGCCUCGGUGCUGAUCCCGCUGCUGCUGAGAGACGGACAGCUGCGGCUCCUGCUCACCGUGCGCGCCAUUCACCUGAAGCAGCACGCGGGUGAAGUGUGUUUCCCGGGAGGAAAGCGUGAGUCCGGUGACCGAGAUGAAGUUCACACCGCUCUCAGAGAAGCAGAGGAGGAGAUCGGGCUUCCUCCUGACACCGUGCAGGUCAUCUGCAAACUCUUCCCCGUCCUCAACAAGGCUGGUCUUCUGAUCACUCCGGUGGUGGCUUUCAUUGAGGACUCCUUCGAAGCGCGUCCAAACACAGACGAGGUGAGCGAGGUGUUCACUCUUCCUCUGGAGUUUUUCACUAAAGCGGCGGAUCACUCCGGCUAUCCUGUGCCCAGCGUCUUCGGCCCGACCCACAGCUUCAUGUACACUGACCCCAGCACAGGUAACAUCCAUCAGAUCUGGGGUCUGACCGCCGCUCUGGCCGUAACCGUCGCUGUGCUGGCCCUCGGAAAGAAGCCCGAGUUUGAGGUCGGCUUUAACUUGGACGAUCCAGCUUCUGGGUUUAAAGACCUGCUGAAUCGCAGAUUAAGCAAAUUAUGAAGACGCUUCAGAUUCAGUGUCAUUGAUCAUGCUAGCGGAAAUGAUUUACUGUGAUUCAACUGUGAGGUUACUAGUCCGUCAGUUUGGAUAUUCUUCAUGUAAAUAAAAAUGUUACAACUUUUUUGUAUAAUUAACAAUGAGGACGUCAUU